This is a messenger RNA of Dermatophagoides pteronyssinus (European house dust mite), 1459 nucleotides long. RefSeq names its product calcium channel flower-like. NCBI's taxonomy places the organism in Eukaryota, Metazoa, Arthropoda, Arachnida, Sarcoptiformes, Pyroglyphidae. Gene Ontology annotation, biological process: vesicle-mediated transport. The record is from RefSeq and is a predicted model, not a curated record. Gene Ontology annotation, cellular component: membrane.
UUUUGGUACUUUGCGAGCUUUUUGUUUGUUGUUGACGUUGUCAUCGAGGUAAAUCAUCUCAACACCGCCGAUGUUGUCUGUUUUUUUCAACAACAACACCAAAAACGAAUUAAUUUUUAAAAUCCCAAUCAAUCAAUUCGAAAUUGUGGGUGUUUUUAUUUGUUGAAUUUCUUUCCCAACUUUCACUCUUGGAUAGGUCAAAGUUUAAAAUCAUUUAUCGAUUUCAUUUCGUUUUUUUUUCUUGCGUUUGAUGGUUACCAUGUUACCAUGAUGAUUAUUAAAUAAACAUCGUCAUACAAAACAAUUUGCAAAUGAUUCGAUGAUAAUGAUUUUAACAUUUGUGAUUGAUAAGCCAAUGAUAUAUUAAUAUUUUUGCCUUUUUUUUAAUAAUAAUCAUAUUUUUUUUCUUUUGGCUUUAUAAAUUCUGUUGGUAAAAAUAAAAUAAACUCAUUGGAAUAUUGUUGAUUUGUUUGUUUUUGUGUGUGUUGCUGUUUGGCCAUUCAGAUCAACAGAUGGAAAAAAGAUAGAUAAACGAAUCGCCAUUCAAAAGUAAUUGAUUUCGUUUUGGUUUGAUUAUUUUUGAACAUUUUUUAUUAACAAGUUGAUAAAUCAACAAGUCAAUCAACUUUUUUUUGUUUUCAAAUUCAACCGGCAUCGUUGUUACAUUAUUGACAACAAAAACAACAACGAAAAUUUUUCAAUUUUUUUGUUUGUUUCAUUUAUUGUGUUUUAAAACAAACUGAAAAAAAUGAAUGCAUUCCAGACUAUUGUCGGAACAUUGAAACCUGAACAACAACAACAACAACAAAAUCAACAAGAACAAAAUAAUGAUAAUCAACCAUGGCUUAUAGUUAGUGUUGCACGUGCUAUUGGAUCAAUUGCCGGUGUUGUAAGCAUAAUUUGUGGAUCAUUUUUAUUAUUGGAUAUAUUUAAUGUAAAAUGUAUAUUUAGUGGUGCAUUAUUGAUCAUCGAAGGCUUUCUCAUGAUAUUGACCGAAGCACCAUGUUGUUGUAUAUUUUUUGAAUUUGCCUAUAUGCCAUCGACAUUGAUGAAUAAACGUCCACCAUGGAUCAAGGCUACCAUUUAUUUAUUCUUCGCAGCUGUACCAUUUUUCUGGUGUACAGGUGUUAGUACGUUUCUUGCAUCCGGUCUUAUAAUGGCAACCAGUGGAUUAUAUCUUCUAAUGUCUUUAGGUAAAAAAGCUAAUCGUGAAGAAAUGAUUGCCAAAUCAGCGCAACUACAACAACAACAGGCUGGAUCAUCAAAUGGUAGAUCAAUAUCAACGGCACCAACAUCAGUUUUGGUACAAAAUGAAGAAGUACCAAUACCAACUGGAAAUAAUAAUCGUGUUCUUUACUAAAAAAAAGAAAUUUUGGCUAAAAAACAAAAUAUCGAAUAUAAGAAUCAAGAAUCAUCAUCAUUAUUUUUUCACCGAAUCAUAUCAUCGCCAAUAAAACAA